Ostertagia ostertagi is the source of this 1233-nucleotide messenger RNA. The record is from the annotation of a GenBank genome assembly. Lineage: Eukaryota; Metazoa; Nematoda; Chromadorea; Rhabditida; Trichostrongylidae.
AUGCCCGAAAGUGGCAAACGUUUCCAGUCGUUUGAAAUGCCUUUCUCUGCCAUGCAAGAUGUGCACUUGGAACAGCCCAUUCUUGGUGCUAAUUACCUCAGAGGGAUUGCAGUAGCUAUGCCUGGGUCUCAGCUGAGUGGUGAGAUUCCUUGGCGUCUAACAUUCAACAAGGGUGGCUGCAUCGAUUUUGGUCGUUGUCUUCUGGAAGCUGUCGAUAGAGCCGAAAGAUUCCGUCCCUCAAAUGCACCUCCUGCUUACGCUCCACCCAGUGGUCAUUUCUAUGCUGCUCCUCCGGACUACUAUGCCCCUGCUGCUGAUGGUCACAAUGGUCUUCAACCUCCUACACACGCUUUUCCGGAUCGUCCGCAAUCCAACACGGUAUUCAUGUGUGAGGCGCCACCUCCCUACCCGGGAAGUGAUACAAACUGUUUUGCUAUUCCAUUCAGUGAGUUACGAGACGAUCUCGAGCUCGAUGAUUCCUUCAAUCAACAGAUGAUUCAGAUGCUCAAAAGAGCGGCACCUACCGAACAACCAGUGGGAUGGUUCUACACCUCUUCCGAUCUUUCUUCCAAUUGCCUCAUCUACCACGACUACUACAACAGAGUCAUAAAUGAGGUAUCUCGGAAAGAGUCGCCCCCUCUCAUUCUGCUGACGCUUGAUACAACCUUUACCAGCGCCGAUGAUAAAUAUCGCGUGCCCAUGAGAGCAUACCUCAGGACAUUGGCUGGAAUUCCUCGUGCCCGUGAUCCUCAUUGCGCAAUAUUUAAUCCACUUCGUGUGGAACUCGAUGCUUUUCCCGGAGAAUGUGUUGCUAUGCAAUUGAUCGAAAAUGCGUUGGAUUCGAGACGUCGUGAGGUCACAAUGGAAAGUGGACUUGAACAACUCGAGAGAAGUAUAGCACAGAUAAUUGAAUGGCUUGAGCGCCUACUAGAGUAUGUUAACGAAGUUACAUCUCGCGAUGAACUUCCUGCUGAUGCAACAAUGGGUCGUCGAUUGAUGGACAUUGUGAACACGGCAGCAACGCAUAUGCAAACAGAAAAAUUGGACAGUCUUGUUAAGAAUAGUCUCAGGGAUUAUAUGAUGAUCUCUUACCUGGCCAACCUUACCACUACCCAGCUUCAAGUGCAUAGAGAUGACAAACAACACCUAGUAUUACCUGUCGAGUUAAUAUCUUUGCACCCUCUAAUAGCUUGCUGUCUUUCAAGCAACGCUGUUACGCGGCUCAUUCGGUGA